Molecule: messenger RNA, 1194 nt
Organism: Pseudophryne corroboree (corroboree frog)
Lineage: Eukaryota; Metazoa; Chordata; Amphibia; Anura; Myobatrachidae
Product: 3-galactosyl-N-acetylglucosaminide 4-alpha-L-fucosyltransferase FUT3-like
Exons: 2
Coding region: 1-1194 (397 amino acids)
Cellular component (GO): membrane
Molecular function (GO): alpha-(1->3)-fucosyltransferase activity
Source: RefSeq, a predicted model, not a curated record
AUGGAAACCACAAGGUUAAUAAAGGUGAACCUUGCAGUUCCCAUCAUGGGAUAUAAUGUAACCAUUCUCACCAUAGACUUCAACGGUGCUUUCCCAUCAUUGAAGUCUAAGCAAAUUAUGUUGAAACCAUUCCACUAUCACAAUCUGAUCUUCAUCAUGCCAGUUAUCUUCAUUGUGAUCUUAUUUUCUUGGACCUGGGGAAGAUUAGGUCAGUCAGUGGACUUUAAAUGUGAAGAGAGAGAUACAUUGGGUGGAUCCCUACAGACUUCCACACAGAAGGAGGAGAAAGACUUCCUUGUCCUUGUAUGGGUCUGGCCUUUUGGGGAACCAUUCCCAUUAAACACUUGCCAGAGUGUUUAUGGUAUCCCAGGAUGCAAACUGACAGCAAACAGGAGUUUCUAUAACAUUGCAGAUGCUGUGGUCAUGCACCAUGUAGACAUCAUGUAUGACAAACUAUCUUUGCCGCAACAACCAAGGCCUCAUUAUCAACGAUGGGUAUGGUUCAACAUGGAGCCUCCAUUGAUUAUUAAAAAUCUGCAUUUCCUGGAUAACCUAUUUAACAUGACUAUGACAUUCCGCCAGGACUCCGAUGUGUACAGACCCUAUGGACGAGUUGAAGCCUUGAGAGAACCUCAGAGCUUAAUCAUCCCAGCCAAAUCUAAAUUGGUCUCUUGGGUGGUUAGUCAGUGGUAUCCGGGUGUCCGGCGCAAUGUCUACUAUGAGGAACUGAAGAAAUACAUUCCAAUUGAUGUCUAUGGGAAAAAGCACAUGAAAUUGUCCUGGGAUGACUUCUAUCAAACCAUCUCCCAGUACAAAUUUUACCUGGCCUUUGAGAAUUCCAUCUAUAAAGAUUAUAUUACUGAGAAACUGUGGUCUAAUGCCUACGACUCUUGGGCUGUUCCCGUUGUAUUAGGGACCUCUCGUAAAAACUAUGAGCGGUUUCUUCCUGGAGAUGCUUUUAUUCAUGUAGAUGAUUUCCCAAGCGCAAAGGACCUAGCGUCUUAUCUUCUAGAGUUGGAUAAGGAUGAUAAAAAAUACCUGAAGUACUUUAACUGGAGAUCUCAAUACCGUGUGAUAAGAGGACAUGGAUGGGACAGCAGCUACUGCGAGGCCUGCCGGGUUCUGCGCCAGGCUCAAUAUUACCAAGUCAUCCCUAGUGUGGAAAAGUGGUUUUUAGGUGACUUAAAAGUAUAA